Molecule: messenger RNA, 573 nt
Organism: Myotis myotis
Lineage: Eukaryota; Metazoa; Chordata; Mammalia; Chiroptera; Vespertilionidae
Gene: OVOL3
Product: ovo like zinc finger 3
Biological process (GO): epidermal cell differentiation; regulation of transcription by RNA polymerase II
Cellular component (GO): nucleus
Molecular function (GO): RNA polymerase II cis-regulatory region sequence-specific DNA binding; DNA-binding transcription factor activity, RNA polymerase II-specific
Source: RefSeq, a predicted model, not a curated record
AUGCCCCAUGUCUUCCUGGUCAGGAGUAGGCGUCUGCAAACACCUAAUUGGGACUACCUGACUGACCAACUCUGGGGAGAUGCCUAUGUCCCAGGGGGGCCCCUUACUAAGCCUGGAGCCAACAAGUGGAUAGUGAUUUGUUGUGGUAAGGGCUUUCACAACGCCUUUGCUCACAUGAGGAUUCAUACCAGUGAGCAGCAACAAGGACAUAGAGGGGCUACUGGAUCCUGGGUGGGGAUGGAACAAAAUAGAGGGAGGUGCCCUGGAUAUAGAGUUUUCAUUUGUUUGUGUUUGUGGAGGAGACUCAGCUUGGAACAUCACAUACUUAAUCAGAUGGGUGUAAUGUACUGCACUUGGAGGAUCCAUCCAUUCCACUGCAGAGUUUGUGGGAAAGCAUUUACAUAGCACUGAUAGCUUGAAACGCAUCUUGCCAAGGUGCACGGCCGGUCAGCCAGCCAGCUACACUUAGCUUACCCUGAGCUCCGUGAGAAGUUACAUGUGUGCACGAUCUGUGGCUUCACUAGUUCGAGGCACACUUUCGCGCAGCACUGGGCCCUGCACCGCGCUGCUUGA